GUCACUGAAAAAACAUAAACACCCACUACUAUACAGAGACUGUUGUAAAAUUCUGUGAUUUUCAUAAUGACGCUGCCGGAGUUCUUUGGCUGCACUUUGAUAGCCUUUGGUCCAGCAUUUUCACUCUUCGUUUUCACCAUUGCACACGAUCCUGUACGUAUUAUCAUACUCAUUGCUGCUGCAUUCUUUUGGCUGCUUUCGCUGCUCUUAUCGUCGUUAUUAUGGUUUGCGAUGAUACCGCUGCGGGAUGUGUUGGCAUUUGGAGUGGUCUUUUCUGUGCUGUUCCAGGAGUGCUUUCGCUAUAUUAUUUAUCGUAUACUGCGCAGCACUGAGCAGGGAUUGCAUGCAGUGGCAGAAGAUACGCGCGUGACAGAUAACAAACAUAUUUUGGCCUAUGUGUCAGGAUUGGGCUUUGGCAUUAUCUCAGGCAUGUUUGCGCUCGUCAAUGUGCUGGCGGAUAUGACCGGACCCGGCACCAUGGGAUUGAAAGGUGGCACUGAAAUCUUUUUUAUAACGUCUGCUGCUCAGGCGCUCGCCUUAAUACUACUACACACUUUCUGGAGCAUAAUAUUUUUUAAUGCAUUCGACACGAACAACUAUGUGCACAUUGGCUAUGUGGUGGGUUCACACCUCUUUGUUUCCUUGCUUACGUUGCUCAAUGCGGAUGAGCUCUAUUGGGCAACACUGCUGCCUAACUAUAUAGUAACAAUCCUGACCGGUAUUAUAGCAUUCCGUGUAGCUGGUGGAAGCGUUAGAAGUUUCAAGCGCUUCAUCACAUGUCAAUAGACUAAUUGACAUUAUCUCAACUGUAUCUAAGGAACCCUUAAUAUUAAUUUCGUUAAUUUAAGUCUUGCUACAUUAAAUACUCCAAUUUUUGACUAAU
Molecule: messenger RNA, 883 nt
Organism: Drosophila busckii
Lineage: Eukaryota; Metazoa; Arthropoda; Insecta; Diptera; Drosophilidae
Gene: aph-1
Product: gamma-secretase subunit Aph-1
Exons: 2
Coding region: 67-786 (239 amino acids)
Biological process (GO): positive regulation of catalytic activity; protein processing; Notch signaling pathway
Cellular component (GO): membrane; endoplasmic reticulum; gamma-secretase complex
Molecular function (GO): protein-macromolecule adaptor activity
Source: RefSeq, a predicted model, not a curated record